AGUAUCGCCAAUCCAUUGCUCUUCUUGUGAGACCCGGAUGUGAAGACUUUAAUUUUAAGACCUGAAUUUUUGAAGCCUGAAUUUGUGAGGUUGAAAAAUAAUGUGUUGAAAUACUACCUGAUGAAUAAUGAAGCUGGUAUUUUAACAACUGAAUAUUUUGGAACCAUAUUUUAGGAAGGUGAAUAUGUGUGCAUUGAAUUUUGAAUGCUGGAAUUUUGUUUUCAUUCAAAAUAUACAAACCCAAUGAACUGCAGAGGAAACUAAUUCAAGCAUUGAUAUUGCUGUGGUUUUUUUUUUUCUUUCAAUUUGUCAAAUUGCUGGGCAGAAAAAUUCAAGUAUUUUUAUUGCGAUAUGUUUUUAUUCAAUUUAUGUAAUUCAACAUGCCAUUUUGCCUUCAGGACAUUUGGCACUAUUAUACUUUCAUACAGCUCUAAUACUCAGUUAAACGCCAAGGAGAAAAAUGAGUUUUAAAACUAGAUUUAAAAGCAGAAAGUGUCUCGGCCUGCCUAACAUGUAAAGGCAAAUUAUUCCAAAGUUUUGGGGCUGCAACUGCAAAAGCACGGUCACCCCUACUUUUCAGCCUUGCUCGAUGGACGACCAAAAAUAACUGCUCAGAGGACCUUAGAGCUCUUGAUGGAGCAUGUGGUUGUAUUAAAUCAGACAAAUAUCUUGGGGCUAGUCCAUUUAAUGAUUUAAAUACUAAAACUAAAAUCUUAAAAUCAAUUCUAAAAUGAAAAGGAAGCCAGUGAAGGGAGGCCAAUAUUGCUGUAAUAUGUUCUCACUUGCGGGUUCCUUUUAACAGAAUAGCAGCAGCAUUCUGUACCAUCUGCAAAUGUGUUUGGGAGCCUUGGCUAAUACCUACAUAAAGCCCAUGGCAGUAGUCAAGCCAGGAAGUAAAACAGAUCUGUGGACGUGGAGAAAGUAAAUACUUUGCAGAAGGCUUAAUCACUUCAGAGAGCAUCGUGUACUGACAGAAUCUGAAUGAUGGCACAGUGUCGGUUUGAUUCAUACCACUUAAUAAUAUUUCUCCUAAUGGUGGCAACAACAGAAUGCGAAAAUUGUGACAUUUUGGACAGCAUUGAGACAGUGCUGAAUUCAAUAGUUACAGUUACAUGCCCUUUAACACCAUGGCCUGAAGUCACACAGGUCAUUUGGGAAGUUCUUCAAGGUGAAAAAGCGGAAAGAGUUGGUUCUGUAACCAACUGUUCAUCUUCCUGCACCACAGAAGCCAAUAACAACAGAGCCCAGCGACCUCUAUGUAAAGUGAGAGCAGUGCAGGAUUUACAAAAAGGAACUGGAUCACUGAUCAUUAGUCCUGUGGAGAUCACAGAUGCAGUUUGGUAUCGAUGUACAGUGCAAAACAGAACCAGAUCUUACUGUUCUCAAGUAAAGAUUGGUGUCAAAGAUGAGCCUCAACUUCAGACUCCGAUUCAAGAAUGCAAAAGCCUUGACCCAGUUGAAGUAGUACAGAACUCAACAUUGAUGCUUCAGUGCCCUGUGCCCAGAUCGCAUCUUGGUGCCCAACAGUUAAUCUGGGGGACUGUUGAAGUAGAUGUGACUGUUCCUAUAACUCGCUGCCCUUCACAUUGCACCUCCAGUGGAGCCCAGAAACCACUGUGUGAGAGAGCAAAAACAAUGGAGAAUGGGUCACUGACUAUUAGUCAUGUGGAGUCUACAGAUUCUCAGUGGUUCUGGUGUGCACUUGCAGUGAAUUCCACAUUGUGUUAUAAAUUUAAGCUUACUGCCAAAGAUAAUGCCUCUCCUAAUCUGAUAAUAAAAGCUGAAGGUGAUUCAUAUGCGACACAAAGCCCACAGGAGCAAACAAAUAGCAGCAAUGGCACUGUAGCCAGUUCUAAUGCCACAGUGAUGAUAACCUCAGCAACCUCUACUUUUCUCCUUGUGGCCAUGCUGGUUGGAGUGUACAUCUGUUUCAGAAAACAGAAAAAGAAAAGCACACACAAAGUUGAACUUGAGAAUCCAUAUGAAGAUUUUGAAGAAAUUGUACACAAUGAUAUUUUCCAAUAUUCUUCAGUCCAGUUUCAACCUGCAAGCUCAUAUACCUUUAACAAAUGAGAAGAGCCAUUCAGACGUCUCAAAAUCCCAUUCUGUUCCCUAAACACGGCCAUGUCUGUUCAAGACUUUUUUUUGCUGCUGAUGUAAUUAUCUUUUUUC
Messenger RNA from Ictalurus furcatus (blue catfish), 2172 nucleotides. RefSeq lists its product as uncharacterized. The record is from RefSeq and is a predicted model, not a curated record. The coding region runs from base 982 to 2073 and encodes 363 amino acids. The transcript has 10 exons. Lineage: Eukaryota; Metazoa; Chordata; Actinopteri; Siluriformes; Ictaluridae.